Molecule: messenger RNA, 1100 nt
Organism: Pieris napi
Lineage: Eukaryota; Metazoa; Arthropoda; Insecta; Lepidoptera; Pieridae
Gene: mip40
Product: protein lin-37 homolog
Exons: 6
Coding region: 143-820 (225 amino acids)
Biological process (GO): negative regulation of transcription by RNA polymerase II
Cellular component (GO): transcription repressor complex; Myb complex
Source: RefSeq, a predicted model, not a curated record
UUCAACACUUUGAUUUACUAUUGUAAUCGAGUUGGCAAAUGGCAACACUUGUCUGAAGAUUUAGAUUUUCGUGUUCACAUUUUAAAUUUCGUAGAAAGUCGCACAGUGUUUAACAUUUUGUUAAGUAGAAAUAGUUAUUACAAUGCCCAGGCGACGAAGAUUUACUCCUUUGAAAAAUAAAAGAACCCCAAAGAAAGAGGAUGAUCCGAAAGUAGAUCAAGAAGUUACUACUGCCCGUGGUAGACUUAAAGGUGCAUUAAUGGAGAUCUUGGAACCAUCAGCUGGUAUAGACUCUGAUAACUCUUCAGACUAUGUCAAAAAGGACAAGAAGUCAACUAGUAGUGAAUCAUCAUCAGAUGAAGAGGACAGGCUAUAUAGAGCCCCACAACGCCAGUCAUAUGUCCUCAAGCUAUUUGAUAGAAGUGUAGAUCUCUCUCAGUUCUCUGAUGAGACACCCUUGUAUCCAAUAUGCAGGGCAUGGAUUAUCAAUCAACCAAAAUCUGAUUAUAGAAAGAUAAGUAUUCUAAAUAUGGGUGAAAGUAUGAAAGAAGAAAAUGAUUCAGUUCAUGAGUUACCAGACCCUGAUGGUCCAGUCAUCUCCCGUGUUCCAAAUCUUAUUCCUGAACAGGUGUCUGUGAACAAGGACAAUAUUUAUUUGAAUUAUGAACAUACUCUUCCGACUAAAGAUGAAUUGCUCUCUACUAACAUGAAAAGAUGGAGCAAAGUGCGUAUCGCAUGGCAAGACCAAUCUCAAUUAGUACAUCAGCGAUAUGCUGCCACACAGGAUGUGCUCAAUAAGCUGAAUGUCAAUGGACUGUAGUACGCGCUUGUAGCAUCAAUUGGAUGAGAUGAUUCUGGUUUUUUAUAAUUUGUUUUGUGGUAUGAUUAUUUAAAUCGUGAUUGUAAAUAGUAUAUCUGAUUGAUUUUAUGAAUUCUACUUUUUAAUCAAACUUUUUCUUAAUUUUUCUUUUGUGUUGUACUUAAAAUAGAGAAAAUAUAGAUUCCUUUGAUAACUUUUAAUAAUCAAUUAUUGUAAAUAUGAAUAAAAAGCAUUGUAUAAGAUUUUUAAGUAUAAUUAUAAAAUGUAACAUUUACUUAGA